Molecule: messenger RNA, 1524 nt
Organism: Exophiala bonariae
Lineage: Eukaryota; Fungi; Ascomycota; Eurotiomycetes; Chaetothyriales; Herpotrichiellaceae
Exons: 6
Coding region: 1-1524 (507 amino acids)
Molecular function (GO): oxidoreductase activity, acting on paired donors, with incorporation or reduction of molecular oxygen; iron ion binding; monooxygenase activity
Source: RefSeq, a predicted model, not a curated record
AUGUUGCCAUUCAUGACCCAAGAUUCGAAGGUCGUGCUUAUUGCGAUUGUCGUGAUAGCUCUGGCUUUCCUGACCAAGGUGACACUGUUGACAACAAGAUGGAGAAACGCGCCGCCAGGUCCACUCACUUUACCCAUUCUUGGAAACCUACAUCAAUUGCCUAAACGCGAUCUUCACUUACAAUAUCAGAAAUGGGGACGCCAAUACGGACCCAUCUUCUCCUUGAAGCUAGGGUCACAGAGUGUUGUCGUCCUCACAAGUGGUGAACUCAUCAAACGGUUGGUUGACAAGAGGAGUGGUAACUAUUCAGAUCGACCUAAACUCUACAUGCAAGAUAUAUGGGAAGGAUCGAGGAUUAUCAUGAGAGGCUACGAUGCACUAUGGAAGGUUGAACGCAAAUUGUAUCAUCAAUUCUUGAACAUCAACAAGGCGGGUCGUUAUGUUCCCUACCAGGAUCUGGAGACGAAACAGCUCCUUGUGGAUUUGUUAAACAAUCCAAACAACUUUGAAGAUCUAAUUACAAGAACGACCUUGAGCGUCGCGACAAGCAUGGCAUACGGGUUUCGAGUUUUGGACCCGAAAAGUGACGUCUUCCAGGAAAUGUUCAGAAAUACUCAUGGUUUCUUCGUCAUGGUUAGCAGCAGUAAGCUUCUGGAUUGGUACCCGCAGCUUCGCCCCAUUGUGAAGACCUUCCCUAUGUGGCUGUACCCACUGGCCAAAAGAGCAAAAGAAAUCUACUAUCGAGAAAGAGCACAGUUUCGUCAGCUGUUUGAGGAUGCAAAAGUAAAUUCUCUUCGAGAUGACUCACUGCCAAGUUUUUCCGCAGACAUCAGCAAAGCUAAGGAAACCUGGAAAGGGACUGAGAAUGGUGAACUUCUCACAGAUCAUGCAGCAUCAUAUAUUGCAGGAAUUGCAAUGGAGGGUGCCGCAGAUACUACUAGUAAUACUUUAGCAGGUUUGAUCAAGGCCAUGAUGUUGUUUCCAAGUGUCCAGCAAACGGCACAAACCGAACUGGACACAGCGAUUGGUCCAAAUCGACUACCUACCAUUGAGGAUUCUGAGUCUCUUCCAUACAUGCGACAACUCAUCAAGGAGGCCCUCCGAUGGUUUCCAACCGCGAUCAAUGGCGCCAUUCCGCAUGCUGCACUUGAGGAUGAUGUAGUAGAUGGAUAUCGCAUUCCAGCAGGAGCGACAGUUGUUCUCGCCGUUUGGGCUGCUAAUAACGACCCUGAGCUCUUCCCAAACCCCCGCGUGUUCGAUCCUAGUCGACAUAAAGCGGAGCUUUCGUUCUCUGAGGCAGCAGCUGCACCCGACUAUCGCGAUCGCGACAAUUGGACCUUUGGUGCUGGAAGACGAAUAUGUCCGGGGAUUCAUGUUGCAGAAAGGACUCUUUUUCUUGCUGCUGCACGCUUGUUAUGGACAUUCAAUAUCCGCAAGGCCCGAGAUGCAAAUGGCGAAGAGAUUGAGGUCGACAGGGAUGAAGUCACGCAGUCGAUUGCUGCACGUCCAAUCCCAUUUCGGUGA